Molecule: messenger RNA, 5960 nt
Organism: Porites evermanni
Lineage: Eukaryota; Metazoa; Cnidaria; Anthozoa; Scleractinia; Poritidae
Source: the annotation of a GenBank genome assembly
AUGGACUUUGGCAGCAACGCACAAGAAGAAGAUAUGUCAGAUGGCGCAAAUAGGGGAACUAAGAGGAAACACAGCGACGCCAGUAAAGACCCUCCCCAGCUUAGUGUUAAACUUCCCCUCAUGAAUGGUAUCCAGUCACCAACAAAGGAUCGGAAUCAUGCACGCCUUCCUGUCGACAUUUUGUUACUGACUGUAAAGGACUGUGAGUUCUUAGCUUGUUAUAUGCACCUGAACAAUCCGUUCAGAUGUUGGUUCGAUGGUCUAGGUUUUGUUUACUUCGAGGGCGAGAAUGAAGGCCAAGAGGAGAAAGUAAAAGUUGCUCUAUUGCGAUGCCAUGAAGGUUCUAGUGGUCCGGGAGGCUCCAUAGUUACUACGAAAAAUGCUGUCUCAGUGCAUAUGCCCAAGGCAGUUAUUUUAGUGGGAACGUGCGGUAGCCUCCGUCCUGAGGAAACCAAAUUGGGUGAUGUUGUGAUUUCUGCAAAGUUGACAACAUAUGGAGUGAAGGUUGUGACAGAUGAUAAAGAGCUGCACAAUAAUACAAGAACGUUUGCCAGCAGACGAUUUCUUAACCUCAUUAAGGAUUCAGCUCUUGGCUGGGAGGCUCCUUUGGAGAACUCGGAAGAUCGAGAAGUCAAAAUUCACAGCAGGGGUGAGCUGUUGAGCGUUCCAGAAGUAAUCAAUACAGAAUUGCGGCGUAAACAUCUGGCUGAAACCUUUCCUCUGGCAGUGGCUGUUGACACCGAAGCCGAAGGUAAUGAAAUCCCGUGCGGGGAGGGGGUGGGAAGUUGGGGGCUGGGGUGUUAUAGCAAAAAAAGAAAAAAAAUAGUUCGUCCAUGGCAACGCGUCCUUUUUAAUUCCCUUAGCGGCAGGUUUAAAAACGAGUGCGAGAUUUAACGAGCGCGCAAUCAAACUUGAUUGAAAUGGCAAUGCGACUGUCGCUUCAUUAAUAACGAUCGCCGUCGUCGCGACUUCGAUUUUGUCGAAAACACCCAGGCAGUGGCUCACCUUUUCGAUAAUCUGUUCAGGCAGCCUUUCAGGUUUUUAAAAGAUUACAGGUUUUGAGAACGCACCUUUCAAUUUGAUAUCCUGCCAUUUAUUUCAUUUCUCAGCUAUACUCAAUGGUCCAUUUAUGAGUGGUGCCGCUGUUUCUGUUGCAGGACUUUACACAGCUGCAUUUGACCUCCAGGUUGAAUGGCUUGUUGUAAAGGGAAUUGCUAGUUAUGCAGAGGGAGGAGAGAGUACAAAUGAAAAAUGGCGCCAAUUUGCAAGUGUUAAUGCCGCUUCUCUAGUUGCCAAGAUUUUAAAUGAUGAUGUUGUCUUCAAACGAUGGCCUCAUUAUCAAGGAAACGAUGAUAAUGUUAUCAAAGGUAGGUUUGUUUAGUAUACACAAUAUAUAAUAUAGUNAUCGGAAUCAUGCACGCCUUCCUGUCGACAUUUUGUUACUGACUGUAAAGGACUGUGAGUUCUUAGCUUGUUAUAUGCACCUGAACAAUCCGUUCAGAUGUUGGUUCGAUGGUCUAGGUUUUGUUUACUUCGAGGGCGAGAAUGAAGGCCAAGAGGAGAAAGUAAAAGUUGCUCUAUUGCGAUGCCAUGAAGGUUCUAGUGGUCCGGGAGGCUCCAUAGUUACUACGAAAAAUGCUGUCUCAGUGCAUAUGCCCAAGGCAGUUAUUUUAGUGGGAACGUGCGGUAGCCUCCGUCCUGAGGAAACCAAAUUGGGUGAUGUUGUGAUUUCUGCAAAGUUGACAACAUAUGGAGUGAAGGUUGUGACAGAUGAUAAAGAGCUGCACAAUAAUACAAGAACGUUUGCCAGCAGACGAUUUCUUAACCUCAUUAAGGAUUCAGCUCUUGGCUGGGAGGCUCCUUUGGAGAACUCGGAAGAUCGAGAAGUCAAAAUUCACAGCAGGGGUGAGCUGUUGAGCGUUCCAGAAGUAAUCAAUACAGAAUUGCGGCGUAAACAUCUGGCUGAAACCUUUCCUCUGGCAGUGGCUGUUGACACCGAAGCCGAAGGUAAUGAAAUCCCGUGCGGGGUGGGGGUGGGAAGUUGGGGGCUGGGGUGUUAUAGCAAAAAAAGAAAAAAAAUAGUUCGUCCAUGGCAACGCGUCCUUUUUAAUUCCCUUAGCGGCAGGUUUAAAAACGAGUGCGAGAUUUAACGAGCGCGCAAUCAAACUUGAUUGAAAUGGCAAUGCGACUGUCGCUUCAUUAAUAACGAUCGCCGUCGUCGCGACUUCGAUUUUGUCGAAAACACCCAGGCAGUGGCUCACCUUUUCGAUAAUCUGUUCAGGCAGCCUUUCAGGUUUUUAAAAGAUUACAGGUUUUGAGAACGCACCUUUCAAUUUGAUAUCCUGCCAUUUAUUUCAUUUCUCAGCUAUACUCAAUGGUCCAUUUAUGAGUGGUGCCGCUGUUUCUGUUGCAGGACUUUACACAGCUGCAUUUGACCUCCAGGUUGAAUGGCUUGUUGUAAAGGGAAUUGCUAGUUAUGCAGAGGGAGGAGAGAGUACAAAUGAAAAAUGGCGCCAAUUUGCAAGUGUUAAUGCCGCUUCUCUAGUUGCCAAGAUUUUAAAUGAUGAUGUUGUCUUCAAACGAUGGCCUCAUUAUCAAGGAAACGAUGAUAAUGUUAUCAAAGGUAGGUUUGUUUAGUAUACACAAUAUAUAAUAUAGUGCUCACUUUCAUAUUGUGCUGUUGUUACUGACGUAACGAUAUCUUGGAAAACCCAAGGAGAUACUAAGGGUUAUUUUUCCUAUGUCGCUUAGAAUAAGACGAUUUAAAAUGGAAAGGCAAUAAGAGAAUGCUUAAGCCUUUAAAUAACCACUUAAUCAGUAAACCUUUGCGUAUCCGCGGGUAAAGGUAAUAUAGUGAAGUUAAAUACAUUUUGCCUGAUCAGGUCCCUGUUAAUUCUCGUGUCUCGUCAGUGUCAAAAAGAAUUUUUAUUACAAAGAAAAAUUUGACGUUGAUCACUUUCCACACGAAUCUGACAGCCAUGAAACCGCAUUUUUUUUACCUGGAUUCAUGAGAGUGGACGUGGUCUUUAACAAGGGUCUCAAUGGGGUGAUAGCUUUGGGGGUUGACGGUUAAUUUUUUCCAAAUUUUUUGCUCAUAAAUAUAUUUUCAGAUACAAGUAGGUUGUAAGGUCUUGUAAUGCCAAGAAAGAGUGUCUUUGAGGGGCCAGAAUCCCGUGAAGAUCAGCUGAAAUAGUGAGAAUUGAAAUUACUCUCAGACCACUUAAAAUCUACCGUUGCCUGAAUUCAAACCCGCCCCCCACUUAGACUGCGAAUAUAAAGAGGUUACUGAACAAACCGCUUCAUUAACACUGAGUAUUCAUUUGGACUGUCACAUAUUUGAGUUACUUCCAGAGGCGGUAGUUAAAUUAAAUUGCCAUCUUUAUAUUAUAGUUGGACUUUAUGUAUUUGCUUUUUUACUUCAUUUGAUAUCAAAGGCCAUGCAAAUAAGCGUUAAAGUUUCAUUGUUUCCUUUUGUUUGCCUUGGUCACCAAAAAGUGCGAAUCAAAUUUGACUGUCAUUCUUUAUAAUUUACGUCUAAAGGUGUGAGGCCAUCGCCCUUGGCAACUUCUCUCCCUAAUAUGGUACCUUAUUUUACUGGGCGUCGAAGCGAAUGUGAUGAGAUCAUGGGUUACUUGACUUCUGAUACCACCCAGUUCGUGUCGAUCUGGGGUUCACCUGGAUUUGGAAAAACAUCUGUUGCAAUUGCGGUGGGACACGAUCUCCAACACAAGGGAAUGCCCGUCUGUUGGUUGUCCUUACGUGGUCUGAAGGCAAAAACAGCUCUAACUUCAAAGAUUCUGGGCUGUAUCAGGCGAUCUGUCAUAAAUGAACAGCCCUCGUUUUUGCGUCUUUCUCUUGAUGAUCAGCUUUGUCAGCUAUUAAGCGAAAUUUCGGAACGAUCUUUUUUCAUUCUCGAUAAUGCUGACGAUUUGUUUGAAAGUGGUGACCCAAAAGUAAAGGAAGAUGUUUUACAACUCAUUGAAGAAAUUCUCAGGCGCAAUGAAAAGUUGAAAAUCGUAGUAACAACGAGGGAGUCUCUGGAGUUUAUGAACGUACAUUUUCAACGCCACAAGAGUGUAAGGAUAAGAACAUUAGAAGAAGCCUCUGCUCAGACCUUAGUUCAUGAAUUUCUUUCAAACGCCAGUUCUUCAGACUAUCGGCGAAUAACGAAAAUCUGUGGCUUUGUACCCUUAGCAAUUAGAUUAUUGUGCUCCUCGAUUUCUGAAUAUGAAGGUCAACCGAGCCAGUUUCUUGAUGAAUUAAUGCAGGACUCCGCUUCAGUGAGUAUCAUCGAGGUGCUAGACAUCCCAGAUUAUCCUUCCAAUCUCCGGUUGCAAGGUCUUUUUUCCUCAUCUUUCCAAAGACUAAAUGCACAGGAAAGAGAAGCACUAGUGUCGUUGAGCAUUCUUCCUGAUAAUUUCGGUACUGAGGUUGCUGCUGCCGUUUUGGAUAAAAACAUUAUUCUCUCCUUGAAGAUACUGCAAAGCUUUCGGAGAAAGUCACUUCUUGAUUUGGGUUUGCAGGAAGAGUUCUUCACGAUGCACAAACUGAUUCAAACAUUUGCAAGAGAAAAGGGACUAAAUGAAAUGAAAGACACGGUCCUUAAAUCAAAGCACCGUUUGCAUUCGUUUUACGUGUCACUGUUUGAGAAGCUGAAUGGGCAAUAUCUCACUGGUCAUUCAAUGGAGGCCUUUCUGGCAUUCUAUAAAGAUGAGCAAAGCAUUGUUCAAAGCCUUCUGGAGUCUCUCUCUGAUCCCAUUACAGCACGCGCAGUUUUUGAGGUGUUAGCUGAGGGAGAGUUAUUUCUUGAUAACCUUUAUUUCUCUGAGGGAUCAACCUUUUUCAAAAUUUACGAUUCAGCGAUUGAGGCUGCGAAGAGGCUGGAGGCAAACGAGUCUUACAGUCAACUACUGGUUUCAAAGGCGUUCGGAGAAGCAUCUUGGAGACCGGAGAGAAUUACGACGCAGUUGCUUUGUAGAGCGAAGGAAACUGCGGAAUCCUCGGCCCUGCCAUUAGUUUCCAAGUCAGAACUACAAGGAAAACGCCUGUGUUAUUUAGGCAUCAACUACCUUGUUAACGCUAAAACUGAAGAAGGAGUUCAGUCUUUGCGAGAGGCUCUUCAGUUGAUGCAUGGACGCCCAGAUUUGGCAGUCCUUAGGCUUGUUGCUCUCCAAAUUCUAAGUCAUUUUUCCCAAAUUCAAAGCCAUAUGGUCGACUCGAAUCAGUCACUGUACAGUGCAAAAAAGGAAUGCAAGGCGGUAGGAGACAUGGAUCUACUUUUGAUAUUCUCAGGGAAAAACGAAGAGAGAAAAACUGAAGUAGAAGAAAACCAAACAGACUCUAGCAUUCUUUCUAACCAUCCUCUAAGAUGGCAAGUACUUGACCUUGUAAGCAAGGCAACGAAGAACUUCGUGGAUAGUAAUACUAAGCAACAUCUUCGAAAUAUUUCGCGUAAAAUGGUGAAAGAGAUCGAAAUAGAGCAGCACGUUUCAAGCGGUCUCUUUCGUUUUCAUCGAAAUGUUAUAACCUUAUUUGAGACAAGUGGAGACAUUAAAAUGCUCCUUGAAUCAAGAAUCAGUUACCAUCAAACAGCUCUCAGUCAAUGCCACGAAAAUUCCUCCGCUUACCACGUGCACAGUGAAGCUCUUGCAGCGUGUUAUAUGGAUCUUGGAAAAGUUCUCUCCCGGAAAAAUCAAUAUUCUGAAGCCUCUAAAGCCCAACAGCAAGCACUAGGCUUGUCAAUGCCUCUUGAGGGAGAAGAACACGCAAGCACCGCUGAUAGUUAUCAUGGGCUUGGCGUCACUCACCAUUCACUUGGAGACUUCAAAGCAGCACUAGAUUCUGAGCAGCACGCACUUGAGAUCCGUCUUAAACUGUUCGGAGAAGAACACGAAAGCACCGCUUAUAGUUAUCAUGAGCUUGGCACCACUCACCAUUCACUUGGAGACUUCAAAGCAGCC